Phragmites australis (common reed) is the source of this 1704-nucleotide messenger RNA. RefSeq names its product GDSL esterase/lipase At5g03810-like. Lineage: Eukaryota; Viridiplantae; Streptophyta; Magnoliopsida; Poales; Poaceae. The record is from RefSeq and is a predicted model, not a curated record. The transcript has 3 exons. The coding region runs from base 413 to 1552 and encodes 379 amino acids. Gene Ontology annotation, molecular function: hydrolase activity, acting on ester bonds.
UCAGAGGAGAAGCGAGAUGAUGCAAAAGAGAUCAGAUGAUGCAUGGUUCUGGCUAGCUUUUGUUUAACGGAUCGAUCGCUUGAUGGUCAAGGCAUAUGCAGGGCUGCCAGGCCCAUAACCUAUGCAUCAUGCGUGCGUAGUUUUACUUCAUAUAUAUAAAAAGCUAGGAGCCUGGCCUUUGCUUCAGCCGCAGGCAGUUUGCCGCACACCCUUCCCAAGCACAUAUUCCCUGCAACUCACCAACGUUACCUUGUACUGCAUGCAUUUCAUCUUCUUAAAUCACCUCAAAUAUAGAUAUAUAGCGAGCUUGCUAACUGAAAGACAUAGCGGCAAAUCCCAUCUGAAUAUACAUAUAUAGAUAUAUAGAUGCAUACAAUUAGUAGCUAGAUGCUCAUAUAGCUGCAGAGGCGCCAUGAUGAGGGUGAGCAUUGCCAGUUUUAAGUCUCUGAUCAUGGUACUAGUGGUGCUUCUUACCUGCGUCGGCCUGCUUGCCUCGGUGGCGGCGAGCGCGGCUACUGGACAGGAGGUGCACCUGGUGCCGGCGGUGUACGUCUUCGGCGACUCGACGGUGGACGUGGGGAACAACCAAUACCUGCCGGGGAACUCGGCGCUGCAGCUCCCCUACGGCAUCGACUUCCCGCACUCCAGGUCCACCGGAAGGUUCAGCAAUGGAUACAACGUCGCCGACUUCAUCGCAAAACUGUUGGGUUUCAAGCGGAGCCCGCCGGCUUACCUGUCGCUGACGCCAAGAACGAGCCGCCAGAUCACGAGAGGCCUCCGCGGCGCCAACUACGCGUCCGGGGGAUCCGGAAUCCUCGACACCACCGGGAACACGAUCACGUUGACCAAGCAAAUUGAAUACUUCGCGGCCACCAAGUCAAAGAUGGUGGCCAACAGCGGCGGGAAGGGCUCGUUGGCCGUCGACGAGCUGCUGUCCAAGUCGCUCUUUCUCAUCAGCGACGGCGGCAACGACAUGUUCGCGUUCCUGUCGCAGAACCGGACGGCGAGCGAGGUGCCGUCCUUCUACGCGGACCUACUGUCCAACUACACACGGCACGUGCAGGAGCUCUACGAGCUCGGAGCGAGGCGGUUCGGGAUCGUCGACGUGCCGCCCCUGGGGUGCGUGCCGUUGUUGCGGGCCUCCUCCCCCGACGGCGCCUCCAGGUGCGUCGACGGCGCCAACGCCCUCGCCAGGGGCUUCAACGACGCUCUUAGGGCGCUGUUGGCGGACCUCACCGGCUCCGGGGCGCUGCCGGGGGCGCGGUACUCCGUCGGCAGCUCGUACGACGUGGUGUCCUACUUCACGGCGAACUCGGGCGCCGCGGGGUUCAGGGAGGUGGCCAGCGCGUGCUGCGGCGGGGGCCGGCUCAACGCGCAGACGGGUUGCACGCCCAACGCCACCUACUGCGCCGACCGCGGCGAGUACCUGUUCUGGGAUGGGGUGCACGGCACGCAGGCCGCGUCCAGGAAGGGCGCCGUGGCCAUCUACUCCGCCCCGCUGCAGAUGGGCUUCGCAACGCCCAUCAAUUUCAAGCAGCUGGUUUCGUCUUGACGUUUUGCAUGUAUUGUGAAUCUUGAGCUUUGCACUGGUGAGCAUAAACUAGAUCGGUAGAAAUUGCUAAGGAGCUUGUAUGAACUAUUAAAGAGCUUUUUUGACUCUUUACACAUAAAUCAGUAGAGAUACAAGUUGAAUCAUGCAGAUUU